GCAGGUUGGCUCUGGACGCCUCCGUCCUUCUUCCUCAAGAACCAUCGCCAACCACCAGAGUAGCAGAGAUACGAAGAUCGUCAGUUCUAUCCGCGCAUCCACCCACAAGAGAACAAGAUAUAAUUAGUGGCCCUGAUGAAUCCGAAGGGAGCCCGGUACUUCGGCUUCAACUUUUUGAUGCCGAAUCCCACGACGGUCGACUUCUGCCCGGGCGCUGCGUGCAGGACGAUGAGUGACUUCCUGAAGUGUACCGCCGCCGCGACCGCAUUUCUCAGGGCGUCGAUGAAGCUCAAGGCUGCCGCCGAUCUCAACAAGUUUCCGCGGACCGUUGACGGACUGAACAAGUUCUUUGAGCACCCCGGUGGCGAUGGCGUGUUUCUAGCUUCCCUGUUCGCGGAUCAUUAUAACCACAAAACGCCGAAGCCGAUCACUACCGUGCCGACCAUCAAGGUCGCGGGCGUGGGGUCCGGUGCAGGUAAGGUCCAAGGCAAGGGAGGCGCGGGUGUCGGGGUGCAGGUACGCGCCUGAUCUAUCGAUAAGACCACCUCGGCGGAGCACGGUCUUCCAUUGCUCAUUUGAAGAACUGUCGUGAAAAGAUACAGCAGUCUAAGAUGGACCAAGGUCGUACGUAAACAAAUCCAUCCUGGACCGACUUGGUAGUUC
Thermothelomyces thermophilus ATCC 42464 is the source of this 663-nucleotide messenger RNA. RefSeq lists its product as uncharacterized. Bases 136 to 528 code for a protein of 130 amino acids. Lineage: Eukaryota; Fungi; Ascomycota; Sordariomycetes; Sordariales; Chaetomiaceae. The transcript has a single exon. The record is from RefSeq and is a predicted model, not a curated record.